AUGGAGAAAAAAGAGGAUAAUGUCAUGCGGGAGAUUAAGGUCAACAAGUUGGUCCUAAAUAUUUGCGUGGGAGAGUCAGGAGAUAGGCUCACCAGAGCGGCCAGAGUGCUGGAACAACUGACGGAGCAGAAACCCAUUUUUGGAAAAUGCAGAUUCACCAUCAGAUCCUUUGGUGUCAGGAGGAACGAAAAAAUUUCUUGCUUCGUAACCGUGAGAGGAAAGAAGGCAUUGGAAAUUCUGGAGAAAGGACUAAAGGUGAAGGAGUAUGAAUUGAGAAGAAAAAAUUUUUCGGAAACUGGAAAUUUUGGCUUCGGUAUUCAGGAGCAUAUUGACUUAGGUAUAAAGUACGACCCAUCCACUGGUAUAUAUGGCAUGGACUUUUACGUGCACUUGUCGAGGCCAGGUUACAGAGUCACUAAGAGAAGGAGAAAGCGAUCGACUAUCUCCAAGACUCACAAGGUGACUAAGGACGAGGCGAUGAAGUGGUUCCAGGCGAAAUUCGACGGCAUUCUGCUUAAGUGA
Messenger RNA from Plasmodium cynomolgi strain B, 522 nucleotides. RefSeq names its product 60S ribosomal protein L11. The record is from RefSeq and is a predicted model, not a curated record. The transcript is spliced from 2 exons. Gene Ontology annotation, biological process: translation. Gene Ontology annotation, molecular function: structural constituent of ribosome; RNA binding. Lineage: Eukaryota; Apicomplexa; Aconoidasida; Haemosporida; Plasmodiidae. Bases 1 to 522 code for a protein of 173 amino acids. Gene Ontology annotation, cellular component: cytosolic large ribosomal subunit; ribosome.